Molecule: messenger RNA, 746 nt
Organism: Hevea brasiliensis (rubber tree)
Lineage: Eukaryota; Viridiplantae; Streptophyta; Magnoliopsida; Malpighiales; Euphorbiaceae
Product: ubiquitin-like protein ATG12
Exons: 6
Coding region: 117-407 (96 amino acids)
Biological process (GO): autophagy of mitochondrion; autophagosome assembly; C-terminal protein lipidation
Cellular component (GO): phagophore assembly site membrane; Atg12-Atg5-Atg16 complex; cytoplasm
Source: RefSeq, a predicted model, not a curated record
CUGAGCUCAACUAAACGAUAUUUAUCUAUUUCCUUUCUGGCCCAAUUUACUUAGCAUAAAGAUGAUCUCAGAAGUGGCAAAAUCCCCCAAACGACAUCGGAGUUUCCUAGGGAUCAAUGGCAUCGGUGACUGAGUCGCCGAGUUCUGUUCGAAAAGUGAUUGUUCAAUUAAAAGCAACUGCCGAUGCUCCUAUACUCAAGCAGAAUAAGUUCAAGAUACCUGGAACUGAUAAAUUUGCUAAGGUGAUUGACUUUUUGAGGAGACAACUUCACAGAGAGACUGUGUUUGUAUAUAUCAACAGCGCAUUCUCUCCAAACCCUGAUGAAUUGGUUAUUGAUCUAUUUAAUAAUUUUGGCGUUGAUGGUAAACUGCUGGUCAAUUAUGCUUGCUCCAUGGCAUGGGGCUAAUUAUCACUCAGGGAUAUGAUUUACUGCACUGUUCAUAACAUUUGUUCAUGCGAGAGUACAUGAUUUGUGGAUAGACUGAAGAUUACGAUAACCCAGAUGAAGAUUGGAAAUGGAAGAUUCACAUGUAUUUUAGAUCAUCAAUAUUUCGCACUGUGGGUGCUCAUUUCAUUGCCUUUAAUUCAUUCAGCGUACUGGGAUGGGGUACUUCAAUCAUUAAAUUUUAAUUCUACAGAAUUUGAGUCCACAAGACUUGUACCCUUCUAAAUUAUCUAAAGUAUAAAUAAUUGGCCUCCCAACUUUCUGAAUGCAAUUUGACGUAAAGAUGAUGUGUUGCUUUAA